UUCGAGUGCUGGAGACGGGGUGCGCCGUCACCGCGCUUUCUGCAUCGGGUUACGCCAUUCAUCCAGGGUCAUUCGGUUCACCGGGGUAACGAAGAUGAUGAUGGCCACAUCACGGGCGCGCGUGCCUCCGUUUUCCUCAUGACCGACCGACCGGCGGCGGCAGCAGCAGCAUUAUCUGCGUGCGGGUUUGGGUUUGUCUCACACCGGGCUGGCGCGGAACCGAUCCCACCGUCUGGCGGAGCGUCUGCCAGGCUGAGUCACCACUGGAGUGUCUGAAGGGUCGCGAGAAAGUGAAGGAGGAGACGUUACAUCACUGCGGGCUGAGAGAGAGAGAGAGCGGCACACGAGCACUGACCUCUGACCUCUGACCCCGGAGCCAACAUGAACGACCUGAACGUCGUGAAAGAGGGAUGGGUGCAGAAAAGAGGUGAAUACAUUAAGAACUGGAGGCCGCGGUACUUCCUGUUAAAGACGGACGGCUCGUUCAUUGGCUAUAAAGAGAAGCCGCAGGAUGCAGAUCUGGCAUAUCCGCUCAACAACUUCUCUGUCGCCAAGUGUCAGCUGAUGAAGACAGAGAGACCGAAACCAAACACCUUCAUCAUCAGGUGUCUGCAGUGGACCACUGUGAUCGAGCGCACCUUCCAUGUCGACACGCCAGAUGAGAGGGACGAGUGGGUCGAGGCCAUUCAGAUGGUGGCAGACAAGCUGGCCAAACAGGAGGAAGAAGGAAUCCUGUGUAGCCCAAUUUCUCAGAUUGAAAACGUCAACGAAGAGGAGAUGGACACGUCAACCAGUCAUCACAAACGAAAGACAAUGAAUGACUUUGACUAUCUGAAGCUGCUGGGUAAAGGCACGUUCGGGAAGGUGAUUCUGGUGCGAGAGAAAGCCAGCGGCACGUAUUAUGCAAUGAAGAUCCUGAAAAAGGAGGUUAUUAUUGCCAAGGAUGAAGUUGCUCACACGCUCACAGAGAGCAGAGUUUUGAAGAACACUAGGCAUCCAUUUCUAACUUCACUGAAGUAUUCCUUUCAGACGAAGGAUCGAUUAUGUUUUGUUAUGGAGUAUGUGAACGGAGGAGAGUUGUUUUUUCAUUUGUCAAGAGAACGAGUGUUUUCGGAGGACAGAACCCGAUUCUACGGCGCUGAGAUCGUUUCUGCGUUAGAUUAUUUACACUCAGCGAAGAUUGUUUACCGAGACCUGAAGCUGGAAAACCUGAUGUUGGAUAAAGACGGUCACAUAAAGAUCACUGAUUUUGGCCUGUGUAAGGAGGGCAUCACGGACGCCGCCACCAUGAAGACGUUCUGCGGGACCCCGGAGUAUUUAGCCCCUGAGGUAUUGGAGGACAAUGAUUACGGCAGAGCGGUGGACUGGUGGGGUCUGGGGGUCGUCAUGUAUGAGAUGAUGUGUGGACGACUGCCCUUUUAUAAUCAGGAUCACGAGAAGCUGUUUGAACUGAUUCUGAUGGAGGAGAUCAAGUUUCCCAGAACCCUCUCUGCUGACGCGAAGUCUUUACUGUCUGGAUUACUCAUCAAAGACCCCAAUAAGAGGCUCGGAGGAGGCCCGGAUGAUGCUAAAGAAAUCAUGAGACACAGUUUCUUCACAGCGCUGGACUGGCAGGACGUCUAUGACAAAAAGCUGGUGCCGCCAUUCAUGCCGCAGGUCUCUUCAGAAACAGACACCAGAUAUUUCGACGAGGAGUUCACGGCGCAAACCAUCACCAUCACUCCUCCAGAGAAAUAUGAUGAGGAUGGGAUGGACGCGGCCGAUAGCGAACGGAGACCACAUUUCCCGCAAUUCUCGUAUUCGGCCAGCGGGCGGGAGUGAUGUCAUCAAAAAGCGCCCUGCGUAGCCACUCUAGAAAGAGCCCCCUCUCUCUAUCUCUCUCCGAUCAUUACCGAUAGUCAUAGCGAGUCAUUUUCGUUGCUUUCUGUUCGUUUUCAUUUUGGUUUUCACGUGGGACUUUAAAGGGGUUUUGCACAGUUGGGUGAGACUUAAACUAGUCAACCCACAUUAAAAAAAGUCUUGUACACUUUCAGCUUGUUGUUUACAGAUCAUGGACAGUGUUUUCAGGGGGGGGGGGUAUGAUCAGUAUUGUUGAAGACCCGGAGCAUUUUUGUUUUGUUUUUAUUUUGCACUUGUUUAAAAGAGCCGUUGUGGGGAACAAACCAAAAAUGUUGCCUUAUGUGUGUGGAUCUCAUCAGACAGACGGACGGACGGACGGACAGACAGACAGACGUGUAGUUUGGGUUUUUAGACGCAGCAGUAGAUCUGUUCCUGUGAGGCUCACCCGGUUUCAUUUUGUUCCCGAUUUUUAACACACAGGCACACACACACACACACACAGAUCCUCCGUCUGAGAGUCUCAGUCCUUGCUUAUGCUUUCGGUAUAAAAAAUGAACACUAAGGAAGCAGGGAAAGUGUGACACUAGUGUUAAUAUUUCUGUUUGUUUUUUAUUCUCGCGCUCUCGAUUAUGAAGGUUUCAGUUCAAACACACAGCCGUACAACAAACUGCCGUUACUGUAAAAGUCUCUCAGGCUAUUCAGAGCACAAGUGUGAAUCUCACGAAACACAGCCGCAUCAUGUUUCACUACAAAUAAAAUCUAGUGUAUUUUGCAUGGAGAAAAGCAUGGUUUUAGAAUCAUUUAAGGAUCAUUUUCAUGACAAUUUUCUGCUAAAUGAUCAUUGCCGUAAUGCAACAAAAUCUCAACGUCAUUACCGCAAUCAAAAUAUAUUGUAUAACAUAGUUUUAGCAUCAUUUAGGGUUGUUUUGCAUUGCAAUAUUAUUUUCAUGAUCAUUUUCUGCUAAAUGUUCAUUGCCGUAAUGCAACACAAUCUUAGUCAUUACCGCAAUAAAAAAUCGGUUGUAUUUUGCAUUAAAAAAGGCAUAGGUUCAGCAUCGUUUAAGGUUGUUUUGCAUUGCAUUGUUAUUUUCAAGGCAAUUUUCAGCUAAAUGUUCAUUGCCGUAAUGCAACAAAAUCUAACUGUCAUUACCGCAAUAAAAUAGCUUGUAUUUUGCAUUAAGAGAAGGCAUGGUUUUAGGAUCAUUUAAGCAUCAUUUUGCAUUGCAAAGUUAUUUUCAUGACAAUUUUCUGCCUAUGGUCAUUGCCGUAAUUCAACAAAAUCUCAUUGUCAUUACCAUAAUAAAGAAAUCCACUAUAUUUUGCAUGACCCAAACCAUAGUUUCAGGCCCAUUUAUGAAUAUUUAUAGCACAGUAUUAUUUUCAUGACAAUUUUCUGCUAAAUGAUCAUUAUUAUAAUGCAACAAAACCUCAUUGUCAUUACCACAAUAUAAAAUAACCACAUUUUGCAUGAAGAAUAGACGUAGUUUUGGGAUAAUUUAGGGUUGAUUUGUAUUGCAACAUUUUUCAUCGUAAAUGAUCUUUACCGUAAUGUAUCAAAAAUCUUUCUCAUUACCGAAUAAAUAAAAAUAUGAUAUUAUUUAAUGAACUAACCAUUACAAUUAUAAACUGUGGUGGAGUGGCACGGUGGCUCAGUGGUAAGCACUGUUGCUUUACAGCGAAAAGGUCGCUGGUUUAAGUUCCGACUUGGCCAUUUGGUUUCUGUGUAGAGUUUUCAUGUGCUGCCUGUGUUGGCGUGGGUUUCCUCCGGGUGCUCCAGUUUAUAGUGCUCACCUGCGCUAUAGAUGGAUUGAAUUUCUUAAAUUGGCCAUAGAGUAUGAGUGUGUGAAUGUGAGAGUAUGUGGGUGUUUCCCAGUACUGGGUUGCAGCUGGAAGGGCAUCCGCUGUAUAAAACAUGCUGAAAUAGUUGGCAGUUCUUUCCAUUGUGGCGACCCCUGAUAAAUAAGGGACUAAGCUGAAGGAAAAUGGUUGAAUGAAUGAAUGUGAACUGGCCAUAUGUUUAUUUCCGUUACGGUAAUGAGAAUUUGCAGGCUCAUAAUUGCCGUAAAAUGACACAACUUUAAAAUAAUAUCGGUCCAAACAAAUCGAUUUGAUUUUGGUUAAUACAUGAACUAAUAAUGAAACAUUGUAAAACUGUGGCCUUAUUUUCAUUUACGUUACGGUAAUGAGAAUUUUAGGCGCAUAAUUGUCUUAAAAUGGCACUACUUAAAUAAUAUUGGUCAAAACAAAUCGAUUUGAUUUAGGUAAAUACACAAACUAAUAAUGAAACAUUAGAAACUGUGGCCAUAAUUUGAUUUACAUUACGGUAAUGAGAAUUUGCAGCCACAUGACUGUCGUAAAAUGCCACUACUUAAAAAUAAUAUCGGUCCAAAGAGAUAGAUUUAAUUUUGGCAAAUACAUGAACUAACAUCGUAAACUGCAGCCAUAAUUUCAUUUCCUUUACGGUAAUGAGAAUUUGCAGGCGCAUAAUUGUCCUAAAACACCACAACUUAAAAAUAAUAUCGGUCCAAACAAAUUGAUUUGAUUUUGGUGAAUACAUGAACUAAUAAUGAAACAUUCUAAGCUGUGGCCAUAAUUUCAUUUACAUUACGGUAAUGAGAAUUUGCAGACUCAUAAUUGCCGUAAAAUGCCACAACUUUACAAUAAUAUCGGUGCAAACUAAGUGAUUUGAUUUUGGUAAAUACAUGAAAUAAUAAUGAAACAUUGUAAGCUGUGGCCAUAAUUUCUUUUCCGUUACCGUAAUGAGAAAUUGCUGUCAUAAUUGUCGUAAAAUGCCACAACUUAAAAAUAAUAUCGGUCCAAACAGAUAGACUUGAUUUUGGUGAAUACAUGAACUAAUUAUGAAACAUUGGAAACUGUGGCCAUAAUUUGAUUUACAUUACGGUAAUGAGAAUUUGCAGACUCAUAAUUGCUGUAUAAUUGCCACUACUUAAAAAUAACAUCGGUCCAAACAAAUAGACUUGAUUUUGGUUAAUACAUGAACUAAUAAUGAAACAUUGUAAACUGCAGCCAUAUUUUCUUUUCCAUUUAUUUUCAUUUCCGUUACGGUAAUGAGAAUUUUAGGUGCAUAAUUGUCUUAAAAUGGCACUACUUAAAUAAUAUCGGUCAAAACAAAUCGAUUUGAUUUAGGUAAAUACAAAACUAAUAAUGAAACAUUGGAAACUGUGGCCAUAAUUUGAUUUACAUUACGGUAAGGAGAAUUUGCAGCCACAUGUCGUAAAAUGCCACUACUUAAAAAUAAUAUCGGUCCAAAGAAAUAGAUUUAAUUUUGGUAAAUACAUGAACUAAUAAUGAAACAUUGUAAACUGCAGCCAUAUUUUCUUUUCCAUUACGGUAAUGAGAAUUUGCAGGCGCAUAAUUGUCCUAAAAUGCCACAACUUUAAAAUAAUAUCGGUCCAAACAAAUAGACUUGAUUUAUUAUUCUUUUUGACAUUGUUUCGUGAGAUUCACCCACACAAAUCAACCCACCGACGGGGUGAAAUCGACUGGGUUUCUCCUCCACUGUCGGCGUUUUUCUCUCAGCAGCACAGAACGAGAGCAGCGCCUCCUCAACAUGUACAUACAGAUGUUAUUACCGCGAUUUUUCCUGAACUCAUCCUGUGCAAAUCUUACGGACGCGCGAUGUCUGCGCUUGAAUCACAGACUCAUUAUAUGUGCAACUGAGCCAUGCAAUACCAGUGUGAAUGACCCUCCGUGUGUGAUGUACAUAUGCAAUGCCUUCUGUUUGCCCGAGACGAGACACAAAAAAAAACAAAACAACAACAACACGUCCCGAAGUGGAAACUGCCGUUUUUUUUCUUCAUAGCGAAUGAAAUGAGUGUGUCUGCGUGAUCGUUGGGUAAAGUUUGCGUUGUUUUUCUUCACGCUGUGACUCAUUCGGUCAGGCUAACGGGAAAAUCCUCAUUAGGUUUUCUAAUGUUGACUGAGUUUUGUUUUCUUUUCAUUAUUAUUAUUUGAGUUGGGUUUCCGCGUAUUUUUGUACUAUAGAUGUAAUUUAGUUGUAUUUAUUUUCGUAUGUUGGGACGAAGGACGCUGUCGGCCGCAUUUUAUGAAGUGCUCUCUCUCCCUCGUUAUUUUUUUAUACCUUUCCUUUAGUCGUUUUUUUGCCUGUUUUUUUUUUUUGUUUUGUUUUCAUACCAAAACAUUAGAGCAAGUGCCCUGUAGAGAGGACUUGCGUCGCCAUUUGGUAGUAUUUAUUUUAAGUUAUAUUAAAAUGUUCAAAUUUCA
Danio aesculapii is the source of this 6084-nucleotide messenger RNA. It is a transcript of the gene akt3b, whose product is annotated as v-akt murine thymoma viral oncogene homolog 3b. The record is from RefSeq and is a predicted model, not a curated record. Gene Ontology annotation, biological process: protein phosphorylation. The transcript has 15 exons. Bases 382 to 1821 code for a protein of 479 amino acids. Lineage: Eukaryota; Metazoa; Chordata; Actinopteri; Cypriniformes; Danionidae. Gene Ontology annotation, molecular function: ATP binding; protein serine/threonine kinase activity.